This is a messenger RNA of Paramecium primaurelia, 422 nucleotides long. NCBI's taxonomy places the organism in Eukaryota, Ciliophora, Oligohymenophorea, Peniculida, Parameciidae. The record is from the annotation of a GenBank genome assembly.
GGGAUGUCAAAACAGGAUAAUAAAAAGCCAAAUUAGAUGGUCAUUCAUAUGCUGUGAUGUCAGUCUGUUUCUCUCCUGAUGGAAAUAUAUUAGCUUCUGGUAGUGCUGAUUACUCUAUCCGUCUAUGGGAUGUUAAGACAGGAUAAGAAAUUAAAUCCUCUGAUAAAAACUACAAAGAUAUUCUUGCUUAAUUUAAACUACCACUCAUGAAUAGUUCAUUAUUACCAAAUAGUAGUUGUUUUAUUUAUUAUUAUUUAGUUAAUCCAGAUUGUAUCAUACUUAGAAUUUGUUAGAAUCCUUUAUUAGAAGCAUCAUGUACCCUUAUCUUAUAAGGAGAAUUUAUAAACCAUUAAGGAAAAAAUUUAAAACCUUUAUUUAAAUCUAAAGGAAGUUGCUUUUUAGAAGACUUAUAGAAAAAGUGA